Messenger RNA from Mytilus californianus (California mussel), 1149 nucleotides. Its product is annotated as modulator of smoothened protein-like. Gene Ontology annotation, biological process: negative regulation of smoothened signaling pathway. The record is from RefSeq and is a predicted model, not a curated record. NCBI's taxonomy places the organism in Eukaryota, Metazoa, Mollusca, Bivalvia, Mytilida, Mytilidae. Gene Ontology annotation, cellular component: Golgi apparatus; ciliary membrane. The transcript has 3 exons. Bases 133 to 645 code for a protein of 170 amino acids.
UUACGUUUUUAUGUAAAAGAAAACUGGAUUAUAUAAGAAAUUUAAAGGAGACCAGAUAAUCCCAUAAUGAAUAAACUUUCAAAAAUUAACCGAAUUGAAUGACUAAAUUGGUGACAAUUAUUACAAGAAUCAAUGGAUCGAUUAAGUAUAAUAUCUGGUGCUCUGUUUUUUACAGCUGAUGUGUUUGCAGUGGCAAGCUUGGCCAUGCCAAGGUGGAUUGUUUCAGAUAUCGGAGGUCGUACAUAUAUUGGACUGCUGAAAUCCUGUCUAGAAAUGUAUGGACAACAGCAGAGUGAAAUGUGUUUUACACCUUCACCUAUCCGAGCUGAAUGGAUACUGACAUUUAUCUGUAUAAUACUGGGUAUAAUGUGUGUCACAACAACCAUAAUACUACUAAUAAUAUCACACUGGAGAUAUCGAGUGAUGAAACAUGCAAGAUGGCUUGGAUUUGCUGCCAUGAUUCUGUUCUGUAAAGCUGCAGUGGUAUUUCCUAUAGGAUUUAAUAUGGAUCAGAUUGGCGGAGAGCCAUAUCAGUUGCCUAAUAAUUACCAAGUUGGAAUCUCAUAUAUCUUUUUUGUUCUGGCUUUAUGGAUAACUGUUGUAUCAGAACUUUUUGCCAGUAAAGUCUGCUUACCACAUUUCUAGAACUAAUGUUUCCAACAUCAUUGCAUGAAAGAAAGAAAAGCAAGCCUAUCCUUACAUGGUAGAAAAAAAUAUUAAUUGAUAAAAUUUUCAAGAUCUCCUCUUUAUAGUGUGUCAAUCAGCAGGACUGGAGAACACUUGGAAGAACUCUUGAGCAGUUGAAACUUCAGUAGUAAAAGUUUAUAGUUUACCUGUUUAAGAACAGCAAUUAAUAUCAGUACAUAUUAGCUACAUGCUGUUUCCUAUAUGUGGACAAUUCAGAUUGUCAUGUGUAAUACAAUGUUUAAUUUCUUUGUAUAUAGAUCAAGUAGAAUUGUAAUAUUGGAAUGCAUUUAAUAUAUGUACAUGUAUUCACUUGCUAUAUAGUCAAAUUUGCUACUUUAAAAGUUGAAAUUUAUGAGCAAAUAGUUUUGACUUGAUGGGAGAUGUGCAAUAUACAUCAUACAAUUAUAUUUGAUUUUGUUGUGUACAACUAGCAUUGAAGUAAUAAAAUUAUACAUAAUAAGU